This is a messenger RNA of Raphanus sativus (radish), 1568 nucleotides long. RefSeq names its product B3 domain-containing protein REM5-like. Gene Ontology annotation, molecular function: DNA binding. The record is from RefSeq and is a predicted model, not a curated record. The transcript has 6 exons. Bases 218 to 1270 code for a protein of 350 amino acids. NCBI's taxonomy places the organism in Eukaryota, Viridiplantae, Streptophyta, Magnoliopsida, Brassicales, Brassicaceae.
UAUCAUUUGUAAUGAUUUGAAUAUACAGCUUACAAUUAAUAUUUAUCUUUAGUUUAGGAAAUUGUGUAAGAACUUUAAGUCUUCUCAGUUCAUUUAUUGUGAGAAAGAAGAAAAUGAACCGGUGAAAUAUGAAGAGGCAACAAUAAUGAACUUUCUUUGUACAUCUUGUAACUUCCUACUUCCUAGAAAACUUUUGGGUUUGUUUAAGUGAUCUGAAAUGGUGAAGGCAUCACUCUUCUCUCCGGCAACCCCACACUUCUUCCAGCCGUUUCUUCUCGGUUCCAAGAGUCAUCUGAAUAUUCCUGUGCAGUUCUUCUCCGAACACAUUGAAGGAAAACACGAGGGAAAGACAGUAACGUUGAGAUCUGAUGCAUCGGAGAAAACAUGGAAAGUGAAGAUGGAAGGCCAAAGACUCACUCAUGGUUGGAAGGAGUUCGUUGAGGCACAUGUUCUUGGAGUCGGUGACUUUGUCGUUUUUAGACACGAACGAGACAUGUUGUUCCAUGUCACUGCUUUAGGACCCAACUGCUGUGAGAUCCGAUACACACUGUCUGGUAGUCGUUGCCAAGAAGAUGAAGAAGAGAGUGGUGAAAUAGACAAGGAAGUUGAGAAGAAUCUCACAAAGUUUGUGAAGUUAACUCCUACAUCAGCGAGCUUUGAGACCGGUAGACAGCAUUUACCAGCAAGUUUCACGAGAGUGAACGGACUCAUCAAGCCGGGAAAGAUCAUUCUUGUGGAUAAAAAGGGAGCUGAGUGGGCGAUGGAGCUUAAGGUUGAAACAACAAAUGGAUCUAUUAUGUACAUGUACAUUAUGAGUCGCAAUGGCUGGAGUAUAUUCUGUCGCGUGAAUGAAGUAAGAGCAGGGGAGUCUCUAACUUUGGAGUUGAUCAGAGGAGGCGCAAGUCCUAUGCUCAAGUUCUGUUCGAAGAUGGAGCAACCACCGUUUGAAGCAGAGGCUAGUGCUCACAAGCGAGCUAAAUGGAGUCAGGAAAUAAAAGACAAAACAGCUGAAGAAGGAGAACCCUCUCAUCGCACUAGGGCAUCUAAGGAAACCAAUGCCAAUCAAGAAAACUUACAGGACAAGCAACCUUGCUCUGUCUCAGAUCUAUUGAUGACUAAGGUGAAACAUAGCGUUGUAAGUACUUUAACUAGUAUCAGACGGUUUCGUGAAGAGCUCAAGACAAAGGAACAAGAACUGGAAGAUACAUUGCAGGAAAUCAAAAACUUAGUUCCAUGUUGGCGCACAGAGAGGAGAAGACAAAGGGAAUAAAACAACAUCCUCAAAUAAUAACUAAGUUUUAAGGUGGAGCUGAAGAUCAUUCACUUUUGUAAACUCUGUUUUAUUUGAGGUCUUUGUUUCAAGAUUGUUUCAGACAUUUAGUGCUGGAGAAUUAGAUUGUAGUAGUUCCUAGUCCAUUAGUUUAGGGCUUAUUCCCACCGUUUUAGUUCCACUUGUGUCUUCAAAACUCUGAUUCAAAUGGUGGUUGCUCCUUAUGAGUACAAGUCUUUUGUUUAGUAAUUUCAACUUAGAGAAGCCCAAAACGUGCAUUGCAAUUUGCAAAUUAUGU